AUGCUCGCUGGCCAAAUAAAACAACUCAUUGGUCUAACAGGAUUGGAUAUACACAAUAAUGAGGUGCACAAGAACAUACUGGCAGCGUUUCAAGGACACAAAGAUGAUCUACCGGUCUUGUACAAGUUGUGGAAGCCAGAGAACGAGAAGCCAAAAUUGGAGAAACAAAUAUUCCGUUCGCCUAAAGGUAUUAUCAAACGGGAUUGGCCACUGAAGUAUUUGGAGCAUAGGCCGGCCGUGAUUGUGUUAUUUCUGGAUUUGAACUGGGAUCAUCCAAAUUGGGCCGAAAAGCUGGUGGAGGUCGAGAGCAAAGUGGCUUCUUUAAAGUAAGAUUUAAAAUCUUUUGUUGAUUUUUAGGUCAUGAAGAUUUACUUUGAAGAGUUGAUGGUAAAAUAGUUUUACAUUUGUAACAUUUAAACAUAAUGCUUACCUAUUUUAUGUCACAAACUUAUAUUUUCAGACAAGGAGUUCCGGUGAAAGAAACAAAGAUAGCUCUCGUGUUAAUACAAAACUCAAACUCGUCAUCAUUAUCUCCGGACGAUUAUUUGGCUAAAGAACGGUCUGUUGAACUCUGUCAGUCUUGCCAGUUGAAUGACAAACAAAUCUUUGUCUUUCCUGAUUAUGAACCUCACAAUGCUGUGGUAAAACGAAUGGAAAACGGGUUGUACGAGUUGGGACAAAGCUUUUAUCAGGCCAUAUUAAGGAGAGUGAGGUUACGGUCUAUUCCUAAUAAUUACUUGAAUUUGACUAUUCGACAACAAUUUAAACUCGGGUUUUUGAGCGAAAUGCGACAGGAUACUCACUCAGCAUUACGGUAGGUUUUUUUCUGUAUUUUUGUUGUGUGAUGGAUAUGAUCUUCUUUGAAAAUAUUAAUUUUUUAUUCUAGCCCCUACCGACAAGCAUAUCAACAUUGUGCCGAUGCUGAGAUUCCAGAUACAGAAUUAUUCGAAUAUUUGGCUGUUGUUUCACUUUUGAGUUACAAAGUAAGUGAAAAUAUUAUUGUUAAUAUUGAAGUUUAGAUCUGCGAACUAUGUUUCUUGAACAAUUUGGCUAGCGAAGCAGUGAAUCAAUUCAGAAAAUUGAAUGCAUCGUUCUUUAACAGACGCGCUGGAUAUUAUCCUUGUAAUGAACUGGCUGAAAUUGAGAUUGGCAAGUGGAAAAGUCAACAGGUAACUAAAACAUUUAAACUUUUAACUUUAAAAAAAGAUAAUUGUUUUAACAAUAAUUAUUAUUUAUGAUUUGGUGUUAAUUUUCAAGGUUUUUAAUUUUAAAGUUAUUAAAAAAUAAUUUUUAAACAUUAUAACUAAUUUGUUAUAGUGUCGUUUGUUUGCGGACUUGUUUAGUCAUGCAAUAGCUAAAGGAUUGGCUGCUUAUCCAUAUCAAAAUCCGGGUCUUCAACUUGAUAUGGCUGCUGACUUCUUGUGCCAAGUUAAUGCUCGAGUUGCACUACUGAAGAAUGCAGUAGGACAGCAUGAAAUUACUGCUGCUCAUAAAAGUGUACUGAAUUACCCAGGUAUCAAUCUUUACAUUUUUUCUAUUAUUGUAGUUAAUUUUUAUAUUAAUCUAAAUUCCAACUUCUUUUUGAUGAUUUCUAAGUUCUUAUGUUAGUAAGGUAUUUUACUUAAAGCUACUUAUUAAGUGUUUACUGCAUUUUUAUAACUUAUAGAAGACUCUUUACACCCUGUGUAUUUCGGACAAAGACCAUGGAGGGUUGGUACUCACAUGAAUUCACAACUCGAUCCUAUAAAGGAACAUGCUGCCAAGCAGGCUUUGGAAGUAAUAUGUCAGCCAAACUAUCAACAAAGUCUAACAUUGUUCUCUGCUGCUAUGAGAAAUUUUCAAAUCUACAGGUGUAAUCGGAUGCAGAGGACUGUGCUUUUGAAAAUGGCUGAUGAAUACUUUAAUUUACGUCGAUUUCAAAAAUCCAUGCAGGUACGUCAAUGUAAUGUUUUUUUAAUUUAAGUAUGUGUUACUGUAAUUUGAGAACAGUGAAAGUUAAUAUGAUGUAUUAGCUUAUAUUAAUGCUAAAGUUGUUGGUGUAUUACACACUUUUUAUCGGUAAAACGUUAAUUUAGGUACUGGUGCACGUAGUGUACGAACUGCGAAGAGAAAACGUGAAUCACAUUUUGUUUCCAAUCCUACAGCGAUGUCUAGAUGCCUCGUAUUGUGACGGAGAUGUAAAAGAAUAUAUUUGGGCUGUCUCUCAGUUACUUAACCCAUCUAUUAUCUUUUCGAUUGUAAAUCAACCUUAUUACGCACAGUUGAAGUUACAAUUGGAAGAGAAUUUCAACAACAUUCUUAAUGGUGUACCGCCGAAAACUCAUGGCAGUUUGUAUACGAGGUUGACACAGAACGAGGUAUGUGUAAGAAUAAUAUAAAGCAAUAAGGCUGUCUUAUUAUUGUAUCAUAUAUUAUACUUUGAAAUAAUGAAACUUGAAAAAAUAAGUUAUAAAUUAGAUUAUUAAUGUGUUAUGAAAAAUCGUUUCAGAUUCAACAAGUUGAGGACAAAUGGCAGGAAGCCUACAAGUCUGAAUUUGAAUAUACUACGAAUUUGACUCGGCUUGAUCCUCAUCUACUGGCUGCAGCCGUCUUUUUACCAACAACUGAAAAUAGGACUGUUAAUUCGGGUGAAAAUGUUCUAGUACAGGUAAGUUCGUUCUACCGUUAUAUUUAGCCAUAAUUUUAAAAAGUUUACUAUGUAGUUAUCAUUUUAAAAUCUUUGAUUGAAUUUGUUCGAAAUAUAAAAGUAAAUUUAGGUAUCAAUUCGCAACGCAUCGUCUGUUCCAUAUCAUUUUGCGGGUUUACAAGCAGAGAUUGAGGAAACUAGUAUAACAAGAGCUUCUUCACCAUCACUAGCACCGACAAAGUUACUGCGAAAAGAAAAUAUUGACAUACCUCCAAAUACGACCACAAAAUUCUAUUUUAAAACUGUACUUGAAGAUUAUGGGGCUGCAAGAGAGCGGACUUUUCAAGUGAGCUAUUGUUUUGGGAUUGCUAGGUUAACUUUUAAAAUUCUCCGGAGCCCUUGGGAGCUUUGGUUAUAAUAUACUAUAAGAGAUGUCAUUAUUUAUGUAAUAAAUUUUCAGCUAACACAUAUCAGACUGAUAAUAGGUGAUGAAGGCAGUAAAGUGCGAGGUUGUUUGGAAUAUGAAAACAUUAUUUCCACAAUGACUCCGACGACUUUUAAGCCCUUGAUACGAUCGGUUUUUACUGGAGACAUUGGAACACCGAGUAUCAAGUUAGUUUAUUAGAUUUUAUAGAAAUUUUUCUAACUAUAAGGUAUUUCGUUUUACUACAAAACUAAAAUAUUGAAAUAUAUUACCUAGUUUCCAAAAUUUGUGUUAAGUAUUUUGAUGUUUAAAAAUUAUCAUGCCUUUUGAAAGUAGUUGCUUUUUAGGUUAGUACCAGCAAAACCAAAUUUGACGUUAAUUUGGCCACAGAGUGAUGUUAUCUACACUGAUGCUCAUAACAAACUCAAGUUCACAUUAAGGAACAAUGAAGACGUGGCAUUGAGGGGUGUGAAGUAAGCAAGGAUGUUUCAAAGUUUGUGUAAAUAAAGUUAAAGUGAUUAUUAGUAAGCAAAAUACAAAAAAAAUAGUAAGCUUACUAUAAAAUGCUGUUAAGAGGGCAUAUUUUAAUGUAUUGUCUUUAUACAGAGUCACAUGUCGUCAGCUGGAGCCAGAGGAAUCUCAAUCAGAAGGCUACGUAUUCCCAGCGCUCUUACUCUGUGAUGAUCAUGGGGAAAAACAACCUCGGUUAACCAAAGAUAUCGCCCCGUAUUUGUCUCCAGGGACUGAAAUUAGCUUCACGCUCAAUUGCUACGCUAAAUGCGUGUUCAAUUCGCAACUUCAGAUUAGGAUCCAAGCAUCAACAGAAGACCCAAAGUACUCGGAAGGUUUGAUUGAAGGUGUAUUCUCUCAACAGUUUACUGGAAAGAAGCUCUUUAAUCAUAAAACUGUUUUGUAUGCACCUAAUGUAAGUUGCGAAUGGUUUUUUUUGUAAAUCUAUUCUAUUGUUUAGAGGUUUUAUAAACAAUAUUGUUUUAGAGGGAGAAGGUUGACUUUUUGAUACAAAGUAAUGAAUGCCGAAUUGAAUGUGUAUGCAAAGCCGAAACUGACGUAGAGAUUGUCAAUGCUACCUUUUCGUUGUCACCAACAUUGUCAAUGAAGUUGGGAUCGGUAGUUGCGCCAGGUAAGAUACUUUAAGCCUUGUAACACUACUUUAUGUUCUUUGUAGUUUGUAUUUUAAUGCUAUCUUUGGAUAUUAUGAAGCUUGUAAUUAUAGUAAAAGUUGUAUUGUAAUCACAGUAAAGUUAAAUUUUUGCAUUUAAAUACUUUAUCCUUCCUGGUUUUAUAAAAACUUACUUUCAGAUGGUAUUUUACAAUCAGGAGAAGAAGUAAAGCUCUCGGCAACAAUAAAAGCACCAGCUGUACUACCAAUGAGUUCCGAAGUUGAGUUGGGAAAGUGUGUGAUACGAUGGAAACGGCCAGAAGAAGAGAAGAUAACGGAAUCUUGGCUGUAUUUAGGUCAGUUCAAUAUACAACAAUGUCCAUUGAAGGUCGAGCCGGUGAUAAGUCAGAAGAAACAUGUCAUGAGGAAGGUGAUCGAGUUGGAGUAUAAGCUACAGAAUCUGACAGAAGAAGCGCUACAUUUUAAGGUUACUGUAGACAGGGCGGAUUCUUUGAUGUUCAGUGGGUAUACGGAGGUAAGAUGGUGAUCUUUGGCUAUUACUAUAUUGUGUUAUGCCAUUUGUUGUAAAAUUAACGUUUUUUGAAAGCUUAUGGUAUAGAAAGUAAAUAGUAUAAAGUAUAUUUAUAGCGGAACGUCAGACUAGCCCCACACGCCAAGGACUCACUCAAGAUUGCGAUGAUAGCAUUAGGUGCUGGUCAGUUGGAUAUUCCUCGCCUCAAAAUUGAAUUCCCAGACAACAAUAUGAACGAACUGGUCCAAAAAUACGCUCUGGGUUACUUAAAGUCCAAUAUCUUCGUGACGGUGUCUUAAUUUAUUCCUGUAUAUUUAUUUUAUAGCAUAAAGUUUUAUUGUUAACGUAAUUUUUAAAUAUUUUGAUAUUACUUUUGAAAACUUCAAAAUUUAAUUUAUAAAGGUGAAAAAUAGAGUAAAAAAUGCAUAUCAACAUACUGAUUUCAUUUGAUUUUACAGUUUCGGAAUUUCCAGUGGAACAAAAAAUUGUAUUCGAAAAGCGCAGGCUGCGAACUGAAAGCGCGAACCACGGCCGAUGGAUAAAAUAGAAUUUUUUAUUUUUUUUCAAGAAAAAAAUGUAGUAUCUGAUGCAAGACAAAGUACGUAUUAUUCCGUAAACAAUUAAUAACAUUUUUAUAUUUUAAAUUUAAUUGUUUUUAUCAAACUAGUUUAUCUUGUAGUAGGUAGCACUUUUAGUAACUUUUAUCAUUGAUUAUGUAUUAUAAAAUGCGGUUGAUGGCUACAUCUUUUUUUAUUGUAUGUUUGUCUACAUGACAGUUUCAAACAGUUUCUUUUAGUUUGUAUGUUUCAAUUCGAAUCUGCUCUCAAACUCGUUAUGUUACAUGACGUGUGUUCUCAUAUUUUGUUUCGAUUUUUUAAUUUGUCGCUUUUUAAAUGGGUUUUUUGUUAUUGAUUUUGCAUGGAUGGAAAUAUAUCAUGUUCGUAUGAAAGCAAUGUCUUCAUUUUAUUGGAAAUAACAUUUCUCACAAUGCUUUAGAGUUAAUAUACUUUAACAUUAAUGUAGUAUCAAUAAAAACAUGUUAUAGGUCUUGAAUUUAGCUAUUUUAGGGUUUACGUAUCUAUAAAACGUUUGUGACGCGCGCGCGAGAAUUAUUUAAUUGGUAGUAAAUUUUAAAAUAAUUUGAGUUUUUGCUUUGUAUUUAAUCAUCUUACUCAUGAUCAUGCUUUAGGUAUCAUGACAUCGGCUUCGUCGUUGGCGGACGAUGCCGAAUUGUUGAAUUUAAAUGAAAGUGGGGCAACCAGCGACGACUGGGUGAAAGAUUUGAGUGAAUCUUCAGAUUCUCCGUCACAGCCUUCUGGAAACAAUAAUAUCGAGAAGCUGGAAAGUUUGUCAGAACGAUGGGAGGUAAGCUUAUUUUACUUUUUUUUGCUUUUAGAUUAUUUUUAGCUACAGAUUGAAACCUUUUUGAGUUUGAUCAAGUUCAUGUUAACUUUUAAAAAAGACUUUUAAAGUACACCAUUCGUCUUUGUCAUUGUAUACAUGUUUAUCCACAAUAUUCAAUGUGAUUGAUAACAUGAUUACCUAAAUCUUUGACGUUUCAGGGAUUUCUUGGAGUAAGAAACAGGCCUGACCCGUUGUUAGAUUGGGAUCAGUUGUAUAAUUUAAAAAAUCAAGCAAUUUUGCGAAAAGAUACGAGAAAGAUGUUCGAAAGUCUUCACAACUGUAAGAUACCUGCUCAUGAAGUAGAGAGUUUGAUCACUUUGUACUGUAAAAAACGACAUAUUGAGUACGAAACAGGGAAUGGCUGGUUGGACAUAAUCAAAGUGUUAUUACACGUCGAUUUCGAUGCUUCUACGUUAUACAACGUGUUCUAUGCUAUCACUACCAAAUACAUUCCAAGGUAUGCUUUUUCGUUUUAUUAUUUUGGUUUUUAGGUAGUUUAUUAGAUUUUAUAUUUAUGGAUAAUGUGGAAGGCAAAAAUAGAGUUUUUUCUAUAUUUUUUGUGUUUUUUUCUAUAUUUUUAAGACUUACUGUACUAUAAUGGAAGACAUAGGUAUUGACUUUAAGCUUUAUAUUAUAACUAGAAAGUAUUUUUAUAGGUCGUCGGACGCAGAUGGUAAAGUUUAUGACUUGUUUCGCCUAAUACUACAAUAUCACGACCCUCAGCUUUGUUCUUUCUUGGAUUCCAUGAAGAUUCAGCCUCAACAUUAUGCUAAAGAAUGGUUCACUUCACUUAUGUCAAAGAGUUUAACACCAGAUGUUUGUCGCUGUGUUUGGGAUCUUUAUUUUCAGCAGGUAAGCAUUAUUAUUGUAGGCUUAAAAACGUCGUAUAUUACUGUAUUAUCUAUUUAUUGCGCUUUUUGGGAAAGUAUGAUGUCAACAAUAUAACACAAAAAAAACAAUAACAAUAUUAUUAUAGGGAGAUCCUUUCUUACUGUUCUUUGUAUCUCUGUCUUUUCUUCAAUGUGCCAAAGAGAAUAUAAUGAAGUUGAAAAACCGUGACAAAGUAAUAGAACACAUUGUAAAGUCUCCGAAAGACAUGUCAGUGGAUGAUAUACCAGAUCUGUUUGAUGUGUGUGUAGUAACGAUGAACUACACUCCAAUAUCAUUGAGACGAGACUUUCAUUGUCUGUUGUUUGGAGCUAACUUGGUCGAUGAUUUCACUGACUUUCCAUUGAAUCGGAUCAUCUGCUUACCUGUUUCGACUGGGGAAAUUUAUAAAAAAGUUAUCGACUUGAAUGUCAAUGCUCCUGUGGUAAGUUCAUAGGCUUAUUUUAUGGGUUUUGUGCUUUUUUAAGGUUGGGGGCGAUUUUUAGGUAAUUGUUGGUUUUUAUUUAGAGGUAUUUUUGUUUACAACACUUGUAGUACUAUAGAUAAACGUAUCGGAAAUGAAUAGCAUUGUAAUAUAUACUUAUUCAUUUAUUUUUAGCAAAUUUUCAACUAUUUUAUCAUUGACACUCGGCCACAUGACAUCUUUGUAACUGGAUCAAUACUCGGCGCCUAUAACCUGAAUGGUCAAUUAAUAAUCGAGGAGCCAGAAAACUUUAAAAUCGCAAUGACAUCUUUAUUACAAUUCAAACAAAACACGCAUCCAAAAGAUCACAUUUGUUUCGUUGGGUCUGGAGAUUCCGAAGAAGAUGCUACAAUGUUCAUGGUUAUCGCCAGAUUUCUUCAGCAAAACAUACCUAACAUAAGUUAUGUUGAUGGAGGUUUCAAGGGAGUUCAUUUGAUGUUGCAGGAAAUGAAUGCUUUGGGAAAACUGAAUAAUCACAUUGAUCCGGAGAAAUGUGCUGAAUGUUGUAGUAAAGAGGUUGGACAAAGCUUGGUAGGUGGUUUUAGGAAUAGUUUUGUCUUGUGAAACGAAAUUUAUACAUUUGGAUUAUUCAGUAUAACGUUUGCUUGUUUUUUAAUGUUUUAAAUGUUUUUCUCAAGUAAUAUUAUUCUAGAUAAGGUACACACAUUUUUCUAUAAACGUGAAUUUCAGAGCAUAAUGGAGAAGAUGAAACGAGCUGUUCAAGCAAAGAAGGAUGCCAUAUCGACGGCUGUCUCAGGAAUGGUGGAGUCCACUAGUCAUACCAACUUCAAGCAUGCCAAACCUUCAGAUAGGAACAGUGGGAAAAGGUAUAAGAACAUGCACAGCGUGUUUACAAUCAACAAUUCUGAAUCAGAAUCUAGCGGAGAUGAAGAUAUGGGCACUGGCAUUGUGGCUGCUAGUAAGGAGAAGGUCAGUUUUACUAUUUUUUUUAGUUUUAUGUUUGUUUAACGUAAGUUUUUUUUACUUUCAAGUAUAACAUACGAUUUUUUGAUUGUCUGGUAAAUUUUUAAAGUCAAAAACAAUUUUUUUCAGAAGAAAUGGUUGGAAGUACAAAAGCAACAAGAUGUUUUCAAGUUCUUCGAAGGUCACGAAGUUUUUCAAGACAAAACACACACUAAAUGUUUUAUCGUCGUAUCAUACAGCCAUAUGCUGAUAUAUCAUGAUGAAGGUGAUGGAUAUGUAAAGCUAACAGCCCAACAUUCUCUAUCGUCAAUUGUGAGAGUAACUUCGAAGAGGAAGGUUCCAGAGUUUCUGACUUUUAAGGUAAGUCUUAUUUUUAGGGGUUUGUUUUUGCCGGAGGCUAUAGCUAUAAAGGGUAUUUUUGACCAACCUAUUGCUGUUGAUAACUAAAAUGUACCUAAAAUUGACUUGUUUAGUUUGGCUAUGAAAAUGCGUUUGGAGAAACCCAAAUAACGAGAGUUCAUUGCUUCCUUUUGGCCAAAUCUGGCGAUUGUGCUCAAGCCAUUAAGCAAGUUAUGAGUAGAUCAAACAAUGUCAAUUUGGCUUCACCGACUGGCUCAGCGUCAUAA
Messenger RNA from Bursaphelenchus okinawaensis, 9007 nucleotides. The record is from the annotation of a GenBank genome assembly. NCBI's taxonomy places the organism in Eukaryota, Metazoa, Nematoda, Chromadorea, Rhabditida, Aphelenchoididae.